Molecule: messenger RNA, 657 nt
Organism: Diospyros lotus (date-plum)
Lineage: Eukaryota; Viridiplantae; Streptophyta; Magnoliopsida; Ericales; Ebenaceae
Exons: 3
Coding region: 74-622 (182 amino acids)
Biological process (GO): signal transduction
Source: RefSeq, a predicted model, not a curated record
AAAAUGAAGAAUCAUCACAAUCGAGAGUCGAGCAGAUUGGCCGCACUCUCUAUAUCUACGCGACAUAGCAGAGAUGGCGACAGCCUCCUUAUCUGCUUCUCCACGCCCGUUUCUUCUCUCCUCCGACUUCAUUCGAGCUCGCACACAGAAACCCGCUUCCCUCUCAUGGUCUUCUUCGUUUCCCCACCUCAACUUGUCCAUCAAUUCAAUCUCAAACCCUCCAAAUCCCGCAUUCAACAAGCUUAUUUUUCACCAUAUGGUUUUGCCUGUGUUCUAUGGCGUGGAUCCAUCAGAGGUUAGGAAACAAAAAGGGGAUUAUGCAGAGGCAUUCGUGAGACAUGAAGCGCAAUUCAAGGAAGGAAAGUGUGAAGCAAAGAAAUGGAUGGAGAAAUUGAAAAGGUGGAGAGAAGCACUGGAGGAAGCAGCUAAUUUGGCAGGGAUGGCUUUACAUAAUCAUGCAGAUGGAGAGAGAGAGAGAGAGAGAGGUGAAAAGGUGGCCAAACCUCAAAAGGUGUCCAGUGUAAGGUUCAACAAAGACAAGUUGCAUUUUACACAAUUGAACGCAUGCUUUAUGCAGAAAUUUUGGACAUAUGUUAGAGUUUUCGUGAUAAGAGGAUACUAAUUACUAGAUAGGAAUAGUCUUUAUGUUUCCUAACU